Messenger RNA from Lycium ferocissimum, 2297 nucleotides. Its product is annotated as putative WEB family protein At1g65010, chloroplastic. NCBI's taxonomy places the organism in Eukaryota, Viridiplantae, Streptophyta, Magnoliopsida, Solanales, Solanaceae. The transcript has 3 exons. The record is from RefSeq and is a predicted model, not a curated record. The coding region runs from base 208 to 2169 and encodes 653 amino acids.
ACCAAACAAAACCCCCGCCAACUUCGGACUUUGUCAUAAACCAUAUAUUUUCAAACAAACCUUUUUUCUCAGAAGUACAAAAAACACUGAAAAAUUACUUGUAUUAGUAUGCACAAAAAAGGUUGAAUUUUCUCAUUUUUUUUGUGCUGAUUUUUCGAAGAAUCUUCCAAGAGAAAAAAAGGGCAUUCAAACACGUACCCUACAAAAAUGUCACGUUCAAAAUCAAGAUCUGGUCCCAAUGAUUUAGCACAAAGGAGCCAUUCUUCAAGAUUUUCUAGAGCAAUUUCUGCAUCAAGGCUUUGUAGAGGUGAUGUUUUGGGCUGUCAAAUUGAUUCAAACGCCUUGGUUACUCUUGAAAGAAAACCCUCCAAGGUUGACAAUUUAUUUGAGAAUCAAGUGAAUAACAGAGUUUUGCUUAUGAAAGAGCAGAUGGGACAUGUUGAGGAGGAGUUAAGGGAGACAAAAGAGCAAUUAGAUUUUGUUGAAGGUGAAAAAAAUAGAGCCAUUCUUGAACUUAGAGAAAUGAAAAAGUUGGUUAAUGAUGCUAAUAUGAAGUUAAAUGAAGGAUUAUCACCUAAAAAGGCAGGGGAACUAAUUGCAGAACUUAAGGUUUUGAAGGAAUUUCAGUCUAAAACACAAGAAGAAAUGAAGAUUAAAGAUAAGAAUAUCGAGUCGUUGAAGUUGGAGCUCGAAAAGGCGAAGAAAUAUGAGGUCAAGUUAGCGGAAAAAGACGCUAUGUUAGGAGGAUUGAGAGAGGAGAUGAAUCAUGUGAAAGCAUCUGAAGUUAAAGCAACAGAACAAUUGUCUGUUUUUAAGAAGAAAGUUCAAGAAUUGGAAGUUGAAUUGGAGAAUCGGAAGUUGUCAGAGUCGAAGAUAUUUGAUUCGUUUGAGUCACAGACGAAGCAGUUUGAACGAGCUAAGAUCGAACUUGAAGAAGCCAAGGUCGAGAUGGCUUCACUUCACGAGAAAGUUGAGUCGAUAGAGGCUGCUUCAUCAAAGAGAAAUAGCGGACGUUUUAACGGUUAUAGCAAUGGGGAGAUUGCCAAUUCUGUGAGGAAGGAACUUGAAAGCCUUAACUCUGAAGUUGCAUUGGCAAAGGAGGACGUGGCUAAUGCACAAGAGCGAGAAAAAAUUGCCCUGUCUAAGGCUAAGAAUUUGAACGACGAGAUAAACUUGCUUAAAAAUGAACUUAAGUUGGCUAGUGAGGCGGAAGAAAAAAGCAGAAAGGCAAUGGACGAUUUAGCGUUAGCUUUAAAGGAAGUUGCUACUGAAGCCUCCGAGGCCAAGGAGAAACUUAGUGCUACUCAAUUAGAGUUAGAACAAGUGAAAGAGGAGGCGGGAAAAUUGAAAGAGAUGAUUAGAAACACCGAGGCUAGGUAUCAAAAGCUCUUGGAUGAGGCGAAAAAAGAAGCGGACCUAUACAGAAACACAACAGAGAGAUUGAGAUUAGAGACCGAGGAGUCACUUUUGGCGUGGAACGGAAAAGAGAUGGGAUUCAUCACUUGCAUAAAAAGAGCUGAAGAAGAAAGAACUCUAGCUCAACGCGAGACAGAAAGGCUUGCCGAGUCUCUUAAAGCAGCCGAGGAUACAAGUAGAGCAGCCAAGGAGGAAAAAUAUAAAUUGAGGGACAUAUUGAAACAGGCUAUUAAUGAAGCUAAUGCAGCAAAAGCUGCAGCUGGCCUAGCUAGAGAUGAAAAUUCUCAACUCAAAGAUCGCCUAGCCGAGAAGGAAGAAGCCGUGCAUUUUCUCACUAAAGAAAACGAACGCCUCAGGAUCAAGGGGCCCACAUCUCACAACAAUGUCAAGGUGCCUAGCGAAAUGUUCGAGGAACGUGAAGAGGAUCAUAAAGUCGAGAAAACUUUUAGUGUUGAUCUUAGAGAGCUGAAACUUGAAAAAGUCGAGGAUCUGGAAAAGGAUGAGGCACUUAAGGGGUCAAUAUUUGAUCCAACCUCGGUCACACCAAAGUCUGAGCCUCGUACACCACAUUCCCUAGCUCAUCGUAGAAACGUGUCUUCACCCGCCUUAGCAGAUGAAGCAGUUAAACCGAAUGCAAAUCCGGAUUAUAACCAUUUCGACGAUUCAGAUAGCGAUAGGAAUCCUAGUAGUAGAAGAAGAGCAUUGUUUCGAAAAGUUGGUGACCUCAUAAUGAGGAAAAGUUUCCAUGUUUAAGAGAGAACCAUCUCCUGAAUAGGAACCUUUUGUAAUAUAAAUACAGCUUGAACGGUACAGUUAUUGAACAAUCCUACUUUGCUAUACAAAUGUGUUUUCAUUUAUAUAAGAAAUUGCAUACUGAGAAA